Mesitornis unicolor (brown roatelo) is the source of this 700-nucleotide messenger RNA. Its product is annotated as cleft lip and palate transmembrane protein 1-like. The transcript is spliced from 5 exons. The record is from RefSeq and is a predicted model, not a curated record. The annotation marks the transcript as partial. Lineage: Eukaryota; Metazoa; Chordata; Aves; Mesitornithiformes; Mesitornithidae. Gene Ontology annotation, cellular component: membrane; endomembrane system.
AUGGUGAGGAAACACGGCAAGGCCACUGGCUCACCAUGGGGGCUGGAUCUGGACCUCAUCUUGGUGGCCCUGCUGGACUCUUUCAAGCAGUUUCUGUCCUUCACCCCAGAUAUCCAGUUUUGGAACAGCCGCCAAUCCCUGGAGGGCCUCUCGGUCCGCUCGGUGUUUUUCGGCGUCUUCCAAUCCCUCGUCGUCCUCCUUUACAUCUUGGACAACGAAACCAACUUCGUGGUGCAGGUCAGCGUCUUCAUCGGGCUCCUCAUCGACCUCUGGAAGAUCACAAAGGUUAUGGAUGUGCGGCUGGACCGCGACAACAAGGUGGCGGGGGUCUUCCCCCGCGUCACCUUCAAGGACAAAUCCACCUACGUCGAGUCCUCCACCAAAAUCUACGAUGACAUGGCUUUUCGAUACCUUUCGUGGAUUCUCUUCCCCUUGCUGGGUUGUUACGCCGUCUACAGCCUCCUCUACCUGGAGCACAAGGGUUGGUACUCGUGGGUGCUGAGCAUGCUCUACGGCUUCCUCCUCACUUUCGGUUUCAUCACCAUGACCCCCCAACUCUUCAUCAACUACAAGUUGAAGUCGGUCGCCCACUUGCCCUGGAGGAUGUUGACCUACAAAGCCCUCAACACCUUCAUCGACGACCUCUUCGCCUUCGUCAUCAAGAUGCCCAUGAUGUACAGGAUAGGCUGCCUGCGGGACG